This is a messenger RNA of Cylicostephanus goldi, 993 nucleotides long. The record is from the annotation of a GenBank genome assembly. NCBI's taxonomy places the organism in Eukaryota, Metazoa, Nematoda, Chromadorea, Rhabditida, Strongylidae.
GAUACGGGUCUAAGACGCCUUUUGGAGAUGUCAUUGAAAACGCUUCACGCGCUUGCCUCACAAUCUGAUAUUCUACCUGAUGAAUUUGCUCGUCGAAUUUGUGACAAAUUUUUGGAGGUUGCCGAGACUACUUUAUCUUGGAAUUUUGCAUCGAAAAUCUUUCGUCGGGUGUUUUCACUUUGUCAGGUGCAUGCAAAGAUACGUACUGAUGAAAAUCUGUCUUUGCGAUCACUUUCAUGCUUGGUACAGCUAGCUGGGCUUUCCGGUGAAGUCAUGGCAUCAAAUGAGUUUACUGAGCAUUAUGUUAAGCUCUACAUAGGCUCCUUGAUGGAGUUAUUUGCUGAAGGUCCACUACCACAUGAGAUCAAUCAUUUUUGCACCAUAAUUAAUCGCUUAUUCCAAUAUCGUCCCAUACAAACGAUAAUGAGAAUAGGACCCGAUCUCAGAAGACAAUUUUUGCUAUAUCUGUCACAGUAUAUUCAACAUCUUAGCAAGCAGGCCAUGCAUAAAGCUAUCGGUGCGGGUGAGCAUGAUGAUCAUCAUUCGUUAGCCUUAUUGUAUGAUUCCUGGACUUUAUUGUUGAGAGGAAGAUGGAGGCUAGAAUUGUCACCGGAAGAGGAAACCAUGAUUGAUACUGAACUUAUCAAUGGCCCAAAUCUACAGAUAAUCAAGUGCUUUGUGGAAUGUGUUCAAGCUCCACCGCUUGGUUGCCGUGCGCCUGUAAUCGCGGAGAAUGAUGAUGAAGAUGAUGAUGACAGAGUGCUGUUCAACGACUUGCUCACUCCUCUAGGAACUAUGGCUUGUUAUUCUGUUCGUGAUUACAUGGACAUGAUGAUCCAUUUGCUGCGCGAACGUAUAGCUGAGUUCCAAAGAAUGGCUUCUGGAUCAGCAGAUGUGGCUCGCCUACCACUUUGGCAGGAAGACAUGCAUUGGUUGCUGCUGCUGAUCUGAAAUCCUUUUUCCCAACGUGUAAAGUUAGCUUAUCCACACUGA